GGCAGCUGUGCUGAGAGCUGCGCUGCUCCGCUGCUGCUCACUCAGUCUGCAAGGCGCCGCUGAGGAAGCACAACCCAGGGAAUCAUGGCAGCAGGAAGGAUGAGAUCCACCCGCAGACUUCGCUCCUGGAUAGUGGACCAGGUGAGCAGCGGGAAGUAUCCAGGCGUGAUGUGGGACGAUGAGGCCAAAACAAUGUUCAGGAUCCCAUGGAAACACGCAGGGAAACACGACUUCCGCGAGGACGAGGACGCAGCGCUCUUCAAGGCCUGGGCCGAGUUCAAAGGGAAGCUGGCGAACGGAGAGAAGAAUCCUGCGGCGUGGAAAACGCGUCUUCGCUGCGCCCUCAACAAGAGCCCCGAGUUCAAGGAGGUGAUGGAGCGCGCCCAGCUGGACAUCUCAGAGCCGUACAAGGUGUACCGGCUCGUCCCCAUCAGCGAGCAGGGUGUGCUGCUACCUGAGCCGAAGGUCAAAGAGAGGAGCAGCAAGAAGCUGAAGGGAAGGAGCAGCAGCUCGGACUGCCCGGUCAAAAAGAUCAAAACUGAAGCGGUCGCCUCUCAGCUGCAUGAAGAGGACCAGCAGCAGGACAGCCAGCCGGUCCCUUCAGAAGGACCCGCCCAGUGCACCACGUUGGAUGAGCUCAGGCUGGACGUUCGGAUCGAGGAGAGCGUCCCCGCCAACACAGGAGAUCAAGACUCCUUCAGUGUGACGGUUCAUUAUCUUGGCCAGGAGGUUCUUAAACGUCAGAUCAGCGGCCCCGAUGUCCGCAUCUUGUAUCUGCCCUCCUCCUCCGUCCCCCCGACUCCUGUCGCCCUGAGCCGCUUCCCUCGCAUCCUGCUACCGGAGCCGCCGUCCACGUUGACGGCGGGCGAGGAGCUGCAGGCGCUGUUCACCCUGCUGCCCUUCAUGGCGAAGGGCAUCGCGCUGACGUCCACGCCGCAGGGAGUGUACGGCAGGAGGUUCUGCCAGGGCCGGAUCUUCUGGACGGGACCGCACACGACCACGCCGGGCCUUCACCGGAUGGAGAGGAACAUGGAGUCGGUGCUGCUGUUCAGCAAAGACAUCUUCAAGCAACAACUGGACUUUUUCCGAACCAACGGCGGCGAGCCUCCUCAGUGCAGCUUCACUCUGUGUUUUGGAGAAGAGUUCAGCAACACCGAAGAUCCGUCUCACAAACUGAUCAUCGCUCAGGUUUCCCUCCCGUGGGCGGAGCAGCAGGUCCAGAACGCGCUCUCCGUCUUCAACACCCUGUCGGUGUUCCGGACCUUGGCCAGCCAGUCUCCGCUGGGAGAAAUCACGCUGAACCUCGUCACGGUGCCGUCGCCGCCCUCCGAGCUGGACGCCUGUCAGACCAUCUGAGUUUCCACAAGCAAACUCUGAAACAUUCCCAGCUUUCAAAAUAAGAGCCUUUGCUUUCUCUGCACACGAAAAUUAAGACUUUGAAGCACUUAAAAGAAAAUCUGUUGAACUCUGGAGCUAAAACGGUGACGUUUGGGGUUAAACAAAUGGAUUUUCUUCAUUUCCUGCGGGGAUCGGUGCGUUGGAAACACUACAGGAAAAACCAACAGCGCGGAGGUUGUGCAUUUUAGAGAAAUUUAAAAAUAGUUUCUCUAUAAAUCCGUUUUUAUUGUUCUGUUGGUGCUUAGAACCCAGACACUCUUUUAAAGGGACCGUAAAGUUAAAAGCAGGCAUGUUUGCUGUACUGUACUCCAAUCAUAGCAUAGAUUAAUAGUUUUAGCUACAUGUUAUCAUCCAGAAUGAUUAUAAAAUAAUCUUAAAGCUGAGUUUUAGUUGAAAACACUCGUUUUAUUAAAUAAUAAAACACU
This is a messenger RNA of Poeciliopsis prolifica (blackstripe livebearer), 1823 nucleotides long. It is a transcript of the gene irf9, whose product is annotated as interferon regulatory factor 9. The transcript is spliced from 10 exons. Gene Ontology annotation, molecular function: protein binding; RNA polymerase II cis-regulatory region sequence-specific DNA binding; DNA-binding transcription factor activity, RNA polymerase II-specific. NCBI's taxonomy places the organism in Eukaryota, Metazoa, Chordata, Actinopteri, Cyprinodontiformes, Poeciliidae. The coding region runs from base 85 to 1356 and encodes 423 amino acids. Gene Ontology annotation, cellular component: nucleus. The record is from RefSeq and is a predicted model, not a curated record. Gene Ontology annotation, biological process: regulation of transcription by RNA polymerase II; immune system process.